GUGGUGCCGAAACCCGGGAACGUGUAUGUGUGUUUUCAAGUGGUGCCGAAACCCGGGAACGUGUGUGUAACUGUGUGUAACUUUGUGAGUUGAGUGUGUGUUUAGACACUUUAUUUUUUGGCGUGUAUAACCCGAGGUGACGGCGGGGCGCCACUUUAUUUUUCGGCGUGUAUAACCCGAGGUGACGGCGGGGCGCCACUUUAUUUUUCAGCGUGUAAAACCCGAGGUGACGGCGGGGCGCUGACCAUGGAUUCUGUAAUUAAGGUAUUGUUGCAAUUCUGUAAAGAUUACUGUGGCAAGAAUAUGCCUUCUAAGAAAGAGAUCACUGCAGUACUCUCUCGCUUAGAAAGGGAAGGAGAAAUAGAUACUCCAGAGGAUGUACUUAAUCAUCAGAAGUGGGAUUCUCUCACAUCUGCACUGGCGCGACAUACGAUGAGCGUUCAGAAGGCGGCAGAAUUAAAAACCUGGGGAUUGAUUUUAGGGGCUGUACAGGCAGCCAGGGAGGAGGGAAAAGCAGCUAAUGAGGUGCGAAAAUUGUUAGGGCUUGAUGAGGGAGCCCAGAGCACCUCUGGUGAGCCUGACGAUCCGGGGGGGGGAAAAACGGAGGGGAGAUCUGGCGGGGGAGAUUUCGUUAUCAGGUGCUCGGCAGAAGAACAGGACACCGCGCCCACGAAGAUCGCACCCUCCGCGCCCCGUGCAAACCCUUUACCGAACAAAGAGCAAGAUGAAGGUCCCUGGCAUCUGGGAUGGGAUGAAACCACACCGCCGUACCCGAGCUGGCAGCUGGAUCAACUUACAUAUCCUUCUCUGAAAAGGGUGGUAGUGAACCCCGCUGGGAUAAAAACCUGUUCUGCUUCUCUUCAGCUUGUCCAGGCCUCACGGAAUGGCAGUACAGCCUUCUGGUGUGUCAACCACUCCUCCCAGCUUUGUAUCAUCAACAAACUUGCAGAGGAUGCACUAUGUCCCUUCAUCCAGGUUACUGAUGAAGGUGUUAAACAAGUCCAGAUGCAGUACUGA
Molecule: messenger RNA, 1017 nt
Organism: Numida meleagris (helmeted guineafowl)
Lineage: Eukaryota; Metazoa; Chordata; Aves; Galliformes; Numididae
Exons: 3
Coding region: 247-1017 (256 amino acids)
Source: RefSeq, a predicted model, not a curated record